GAGCUUACAAGAUUAAUGGGAAAUGAUAUAAAAAGAUCAAUUAAACGAAUUUUUGAAAAAUUAUUCAGUGAUGAUUUGUUGUGUUCUUAUUCUUAUCAUGGAAUAAGAAAUAAAAAAUCAUUUUCUUCAUUAAAUAUUUGCAAUGUUAUUUUUGAAGCUAUAAGAAAUGACAAAAAAUUUUGCAAUGUUCAAGAAAAAGAAAUUGAGGAUGUCAUACAAAAAUACUUGGCUCAACGGCCAUUUGUAUUAAAAAGAAAUAAAAAAAACCAAAUUGAAGUUGAAAAUCAAAAUGCAGGUGGCAGUUAUCAACUUGAAAAUAUAACGUUUUAA
Aphis gossypii (cotton aphid) is the source of this 330-nucleotide messenger RNA. RefSeq lists its product as uncharacterized. The record is from RefSeq and is a predicted model, not a curated record. The transcript has 2 exons. The coding region runs from base 16 to 330 and encodes 104 amino acids. Lineage: Eukaryota; Metazoa; Arthropoda; Insecta; Hemiptera; Aphididae.